This is a messenger RNA of Caretta caretta (loggerhead turtle), 1597 nucleotides long. Its product is annotated as riboflavin-binding protein. The record is from RefSeq and is a predicted model, not a curated record. Gene Ontology annotation, cellular component: external side of plasma membrane. Gene Ontology annotation, molecular function: riboflavin transmembrane transporter activity; signaling receptor activity; riboflavin binding. NCBI's taxonomy places the organism in Eukaryota, Metazoa, Chordata, Testudines, Cheloniidae.
CCCGGGAGCGGCCCUUCUUCAUGGCGGCGGCGGCUCCUCAGCGGCGGCGGAGCGGCGGCCCCCGCGGCGCGCAGCCGGCCAUGGCCGGGAAAGACUGGAACACGGAACAAAUGAAAAUGGAGUUCACCAUCUCUCUACUGGAAAAAAUGAACUGUACUGAUUCAUUCUCAAGGAAUAACCAGACCAUAUAUCCUUAACUCUUCAUCUCCUGUCUCAUUUGAGCUAGUCAUAGCCAUUGAAAGCUUUCCUAAUGUGAACAGGGCCACAAACUGUGUCACAAAACAGCAGAGUUACAAGAAGCAAGUUUUCCUGGGAUUAAUAAAGGAUGCAUGGGAGCAGCUUUCCAUAAAAAUCUGCGAAGCCACCUUGUUGUCCUCCUUCAGAUCGCUCCUUAAAACUCUCCUCUACUGUGAUGCCUACAAAAAACAAUGGGCAAGUGCAGAAUGAAGAUGUUCAAGUUUGCUGUAGUCCUAUUUUUUGCUAUCCUAGCAACAUCUACCUGCAAAUGGGAUAGAUGUCUGGAGGGGGGAACUCACAAGCACAGACCAAGCCCUGAGCCGGACAUCCAUGAAUGCACACUGUACUUUGAAUCUUCCUGUUGUUAUGCAAACUUCACAGAGCAGUUGGCUCAUUCACCAGUAAUUCAAGUAAGCAACAGCUACUGGAACAGAUGUGGGAUUCUCAGUAAAUCCUGCGAGGAUUACAUGAAGAAAAUCGAAUGUUUUUACCGGUGUUCGCCGCAUGCCGCUCACUGGAUCAAUCCCAACAACACUGCUGGUAUUGAGUUUGUUCCUUUGUGCCAAAACUUCUGUGAUGACUGGUAUGCAGCAUGUAAAAAUGACUCCACCUGCAUCCGCAACUGGAUGACAGAUUGGGAAUGGGAUGAAAAUGGAGUGAACCACUGUAAAAACGAAUGCACCCCCUACAAUAAGGUGUAUGCAAAUGGGACUGAUAUGUGCCAAAGCAUGUGGGGAAACUCAUUAAAGGUGAGCGAAUCCUACUGCCUCUGCUUGCAAAUGAACGAGAAGGAUGCGGUGGCGAUCAAGUAUUUAACUUCCAAAAGCUCGGAGGAGAGUUCCAGUGUUGGUAGCAGCGAGGAGCGUGCCUGCAGGCGCAAACUGCAAAAGGCUGAGCUCCUAACGGAAGAGGAAGGCGUAGAAAUAGAGGUGUUUGAAAUUCUGUGACAGAAGGGACCUGGUUUGAAUCCUCCCUGAAGAUCACCAGACUGAUGCCUCAGGAUGUCAGAGAAUGUUCUGUUUCCAUUCUCCACUGCCAGUAUUGCCAAAGCUAAACCAAAAUCUACACUAAUUGUAAGGGGACAUUAUCCUGAUAAUAGUGGAUCAAAUUCUGCCCUUGGUUACACUUGUGCAAUCUCUUUGAUGCUGGUAAAGUGCCAUGGAUCUGUCUGUUUUUCUAAGUGACCUAUCACAGUGAUGUCACCAGUGUAAUUCAAAAAAGGAUUUGGUUUCAGUGGGUCAGAUUCUUGGCUGGUGUAAAUCAGAGGUAUGCUGAUCUACACCAGGUGAAUAUCUGGGCCACAGCUUUUAAAAUGUUGUGGCUCAUAUUAGCAAUAAAAUGAAGCAUUUUAAAAAUCCAA